This is a messenger RNA of Notechis scutatus (mainland tiger snake), 2149 nucleotides long. RefSeq names its product Cbp/p300 interacting transactivator with ED-rich tail 4 (gene CITED4). Gene Ontology annotation, biological process: regulation of DNA-templated transcription. Gene Ontology annotation, molecular function: transcription coactivator activity. Gene Ontology annotation, cellular component: nucleus. Lineage: Eukaryota; Metazoa; Chordata; Lepidosauria; Squamata; Elapidae. The record is from RefSeq and is a predicted model, not a curated record.
CGGUUGGGGGGGGCGUGGGAAGAAAAAAAAAAAAAGGGGGCGGUGGCUGGCCGGGAUUGAUGCGUCCGGACUCGGGGACGCCUUUGCAAGCAGCGGACAGGCGGGCCGGCCGGCCGACUCGAAGGCAAGCGGAGGCGCGGGAGAAGGCGCGGAGCGGAGCCGACGUCGCAAAGCCGGAGCUGCUUUUGUUCCGUCGAGCGGACUCCCGCUUCGCCCGUUGUGCAGCCGCCCCUUCGGAUCGCCGCCUUUGGGUGCCCUGUUUGUGAUGGCCGAUCACAUGAUGAUGUCAAUGAGCCAUGGCAUGAAUGGGAUGCAGAACUACCGGAUAAGCAUGAAUGGGAUGCAGGCCCCGCCACAGCAUGGACAGCAGCAUGUGCUAAGGACGCUUCCUCCCAACCACCAGAUGAUGCAGUAUGGAGGCCCUGCUAUGGAUGGAGGGAUGAGGCAGAGGCCGGGCAUUAAUGGACAGAUGGGUCACCACCAGAUGCCAAGCACAGUGAUGUUCAACAACCCAAGUCAACAGCAACAGUAUAUGGGGCCUGUGGGUACCCAGCAGCUUAUGGCAAGUAUGCACUUGCAGAAACUCAACACUCAGUAUCAGGGCCAUCCUCUCCUAGGCAUGACGGCUGGCCCGGUUGGACCAGGUGCACAGCAAUACAGGAUGGGCCCGGGACAGCAUCCAGGCAUGCAGCAUCUGCCUUCCCCUACUUUGACCUUGAAUGUUAUGGACACGGAUCUUAUUGAUGAGGAGGUCUUGACGUCUUUGGUUAUGGAGCUGGGCUUGGACCGCAUUCAGGAGCUGCCAGAACUCUUUCUGGGACAGAAUGAGUUUGACUUCUUCUCAGACUUUGUUAACAAACAGCCCAGUGCAAUCAGCUGCUGAGAGCAGCUCUCUGCCUUCGGGAAGCAGGCCUGUUUUUCUCGUGGCCUGGCUGUGAUACACGCCUGCCUCCAAGCAUUCUCAUUCUCUCCUGUAGAUACGUUUCCCAGAUCAUCCUUGCUUGUUGCUUGAAAAACAAUACAGACAAUCACCAGAGGCUUUUUAUUUUAACUCCCCCCUCUCCCUUGCACUGCCUUGCUGCUUCUCACAAGGGAGAGUGGCUUUUUCUUGUGCUGUUCACAGAGAGAGUGGUUGAAAGGCUUCUGCAGAUGAGAAACCGAAUAGCAGUUACAGAACGUCAGCCAUUCAGGAAAAAAAGCCCGCCCCUUCAAAAACUCUUCUGCCUUUGGACUAUUUAGACACAAUAAGAGGGGUGGGUUUCAAAGAGGCUGGGAUCUGCUCUGCUGUAUCGUUCUCUGAUGGCAGAACAAGCUGUUUCCAUAAGCCCCUCUCCUUUAGGGGGGUCGCAGAGAUGGAUUUUUAACCUUUUCCCUGAAACGUGAAUGGCUGGGAGAUACUUUUCACUGUUUUUCCUGCCUUGUUUGCCCUUCAGUACUAUGAAAUCUGGAACCAUCUUUAUUUUUUUACUUGAAAAUAUCACUGGCCUCAGGUUGGGGUUUUUGGUUCUGUUCUUUUUUACCCUCUUGUAAUUGCAUUCCUUUGUUUUGAGCUCGCAGGAGUUUCUGGGAGGAUAGCUGGCACAUGUGUUCAAAUGACAAAUCUUCAAGGUUAGGUCACUUCUGAUAGGGAAGACCAACUGAUCAGCAUUUCUUGUUAGGCUGCUACAAACAUGAGCUGUAAGCUGCUCUCUAGCUUUUUCUGCCUCUGAAACCAAAUAAAAUAACUGUAAUUGUGUAUAUUUUUAAUUUUUCAAAGGGAAAAAAAACCUUUGUUGUAUUUCUAUUUAUUUGGAAGAGCUCAAACUAUGUUGCCUUCUGAAAUUACUAGAAGGGCUAAACAAGACACUGAAGUGCAUGUCCCUCCAUAUUUUUUUGUUAUCUCUUAAUUAAAGAGCAAGAAUAUUUUGUUUGAAUGAAAAAAAAAUAGCUUGUUGCUCUCUGGGAGCUUGAUUAUUCUUAAGUUUUGAUUUUGUUUCUCAAAAAAUGGUGUGGAUAGCAAUUUUAUUUUUAUUUUCAAAUUCAGAAAGUUCAGUAGAGUGGAGAUUUGCUAAGGCCCCUUCUGUUUGCAGGCACACAUCACUGUUGAUUAAUGAAGUGGAAAUGUACAGGUGAUUUUGUUUUUCUCCAAAUAAAAGCUAAACCCUCAAAU